CCCUCACUCGAUCGGGAUUUCUGAACCACAGGAGAAUCACCGGAAGGGCUUUCGGUGAUAAACCGUCACAUUUUGGGAGAAAGGACAACAAUUUAUGGUCACAUAAACACACGGAGAGCUACUUUAUACAGCUUUAAGGAUGGAAGCUAAACUAUGAGGCGUUGUGCUUUUGCAGAAGACUGAGUGAACCAUGGCACAGUUCCCCACUGCAUUCACAGGACAAGAUGUGUUUCUCAUCACUGCGGAUGAAAGAGCCAAACACGACCAGCAGUUUCACAGCCUCUCCCCGACUGCUGGGGGUUACAUAACAGGUGACCAGGCCAGGAACUUCUUCCUCCAGUCAGGCCUGCCCCCCCCUAUCCUGGCCCAAAUAUGGGCCUUGGCCGAUAUGAACAGCGACGGCCGUAUGGAUAUGCAGGAGUUCUCCAUCGCCAUGAAGCUCAUCAAACUCAAACUGCAGGGCCACCCUCUGCCGCCGGCGCUCCCUCCCAGCAUGAAACAGCCGCCGCUCGCUUUACCCCCACAGCCCAGCUUUGGUAUGCCUCCUAUGGCACCGAUUCCCACCGCCAUCCCAGCCCCCCUCCCAGUCGUACCUCCACUGCCACUGCCCCCCCUCCCUGUUGGGGUGUCUCCGCCUCUCGUCUCCACUUCAGCGCCUCCCCUGCCGCCACCCAUGGCAAACGGAGCACCUCCCACAGCCAUGAUGCCGCCCAUCCCAGGUUUCCCCCACCCAGCUCCGUCUGUGAACAAGGCCGCUUCGUUCAAUCGUUCCAGCACCAAGCUGCAGAAGGUCUCGUCGUUUGACGCUGCAGGUGCUCAGCCUCCCUCUGACUGGGCGGUUCCCCAGUCCUCCAGAUUAAAGUACAGACAGCUUUUUAACUCCCAUGACAAGAUGAUGAGUGGAUACCUCACCGGACCCCAGGCUCGCACUAUUCUGAUGCAGUCUAGUCUUCCUCAGACUCAGCUGGCUACGAUCUGGAGUCUAUCAGACAUCGACCAGGAUGGAAAGCUAACAGCUGAGGAGUUCAUCUUGGCUAUGCACCUUAUCGAUAUGGCGAUGUCAGGGUUACCGCUGCCUCCAGUGUUAUCAGCAGAAUACCUACCACCUACCUUCAGGCGGGUGCGGAGUGACAGUGUUCAGUCAGACCAGAAGAGUGUCCAUGAGGAGGCAGAGGAGGAGAACGAGAGCAACCAGGAGAAAAAGCUACCAGUGACAUUUGAGGAUAAGAAGAGGGAGAACUUUGAGAGAGGAAACCUGGAGUUGGAGAAAAGACGUCAGGCUCUUCAGGAGCAACAGAGGAAAGAACAGGAGAGGCUGGCAGCGCUGGAGAGGGAGGAACAGGAGAGGAAGGAGCGCGAGCGUUUGGAACAAGAAAGAAGACGACAGCAGGAGCUGGAGAAACAGCUGGAGAGGCAGCGAGAGCUGGAGAGGCAAAGAGAAGAAGAAAGACGCAAGGAGAUAGAAAGGAGAGAGGCUGCUAAGAGGGAGCUGGAGCGCCAGCGUCAGCUGGAGUGGGAACGGCAGCGUCGCCAAGAGCUUCUAACUCAAAGGAACCGAGAGCAGGAAAGCAUAGUGCUGCUCAAAGCCAGGAAGAAGACACUGGAGUUUGAGUUGGAGGCACUGAAUGACAAGAAGAACCAGUUGGAAGGUAAAUUGAAGGAUGUUCGGUUUCGUCUUUCAACCCAGCGGAGAGAGAUGGAGCAGACCAAUCAGACGAGAGAAACGCGCAUCGCUGAAAUCACCCAGCUUCAACAGCAGCUUCAGGACUCCCAACAGUGGCUGGGGAGGCUGAUUCCUGACAAACAGAAUCUAAAUGACCAGUUAAAACAGGUUCAGCAGAACAGUUUGCACCGUGAUAGUCUGUCAUCACUGCAGAAGGCCAUCGAGCAAAAGGAGAGCAGCAGGCAGCAGCUCAGGGAGCAGCUGGAUACAGUGGAAAGAGAGACCAGAGCCAAGCUGUUGGAAAUAGACGCCUUCAACACACAACUGAAGGAGCUGCGGGAGAUUCACAGCCGGCAGCAGAGACAGAAGCAGAAGGAUCUGGAAGGAGGCGCUCAGCCGCUGUCCUCCCAGAGGAAGUCAGCCGAGCUGGAGGAGAGCCGGUUAUCCUCAAGGGAAGGCGUGACCUGGCGGGGUGACGCUGGAAGCUCCGCCCCUAAAGCUCCCAGCCCAGCCUCUGUGUCUGCAUCCCACGCCUGGCUCAACAGGGUGACUCAGGAGGAGGAGGAGAGAAAAAGGAGAGGGAUGGAGGAGGACGAGGAGGGCAGGAAGGGAGCCGCGCUGGAAGAGAAAGAGGCUGAGAGUCAAGGCAAGAAGGAUGUCCAGGAAAAACUCAACACGCUGUUUAUCCAGCCAGCCGACCCCUGGGUUUCCACAGCUGAAAAGGCUCCCGCUGCCAAUCUGUUUGACCAGAAAGCUUCAGUCAGCGGCUUUGAACAGCAGAAGCAGCAGCAGCCUGUGAAGGUGGUCUACUACAGGGCUCUGUAUCCGUUCGAUGCCCGUAGUCACGAUGAGAUCAGCAUCCAGCCUGGUGAUGUCAUCAUGGUGAAGGGGGAAUGGGUGGAUGAGUCCCAAACUGGGGAGCCUGGCUGGCUAGGAGGUGAGCUCCGAGGAAGGACCGGCUGGUUUCCAGCUAAUUACGCAGAGCGGAUACCUGAAAGCGAAGCACCAAUCAGCCUGCGUGCCCCGUCCUCGGCCACACCCCCAGCAACCCAGCAGCCAGUGGCCACGCCUCCUUCCGCCUCCGGACCAACCUCCACGUCUUCAGCCAACAGUAACUGGGCCGACUUCAGCACCACUUGGCCGUCCAGCAACGCCAGCCAGUCCGACAGCGAGGGAUGGGACGCCUGGCCCACGUCCUCAGCCAGUCAGAAUCCCUCUCUCAGCGUUCCAUCAGCACAGCUGCGGCAGCGCUCCGCCUUUACGCCUGCCACCAUGACGACAGGCUCCUCCCCUUCUCCCGUCCUUGGACAGGGGGAGAAGGUGGAAGGACUUCAGGCCCAGGCUUUGUACCCCUGGAGAGCAAAGAAGGACAACCACCUGAACUUCAAUAAGAACGAGGUCAUAACCGUGUUGGAGCAGCAGGACAUGUGGUGGCUGGGUGAACUUCAGAACGGACAGAGAGGCUGGUUCCCCAAAAGUUACGUCAAGCUCAUCUCAGCCAACAUGGCCAUUCCUGCCGUCGCUGCGGUUCGCAGCAAAAACACCAAUGAACCUGGAAUAUCAGAAAGUCCACCCAAUGGGAAACGACCUUCAUCCUCUCCAGCAAAACCCUCCGAUUCUGGAGAAGAGUAUGUAGCCAUGUACACCUAUGAGAGCAGCGAACAGGGGGACCUCAGCUUCCAGCAGGGAGAUAUCGUCGUGGUUACCAGGAAAGAAGGGGAUUGGUGGACUGGUAUGGUCGGAGGAAAGACCGGGGUUUUUCCCUCCAACUAUGUCAAACCGCGCGAUUCAGUCACUGAGGCACUGGGACCAGCAGGAAAGACCGGAAGUCUGGGGAAGAAACCAGAGAUCGCUCAGGUGAUCGCUGCUUACACUGCGACGGGCGCGGAGCAGCUGACGUUAGCGCCGGGGCAGCUCAUCCUCAUCAGGAAAAAGAACCCCGGGGGCUGGUGGGAGGGCGAGCUGCAGGCUCGGGGGAAGAAGCGGCAGAUUGGUUGGUUUCCAGCCAAUUACGUGAAGCUCCUGAGUCCCAGCACCAAUAAGACCACUCCCACAGAGCCCAACCCUCCUAAACUGGCCCCUGCAAGCACAGUUUUGUGUCAGGUGAUCGGCAUGUAUGACUACGUGGCCCAGAACGAUGACGAGCUGGCCUUCCUGAAGGGUCAGGUCAUCAACGUGCUCAACAAGGACGACUGUGAUUGGUGGAAAGGAGAGCUGAAUGGCAGGGAGGGCCUGUUUCCUAGCAACUACGUCAAACUGACAACUGACACCGACCCAAGCACGCAGUGGUGCGCCGACCUCCACCUGCUGGACAUGCUGAGUCCGAUGGAGAGAAAGAGGCAGGGCUACGUCCACGAGCUGAUCGUCACAGAGGAGAACUACGUCAACGAUCUGCAGCUCGUCACAGAGAUCUUCCACAAGCCUCUGCUGGACUGCGAGCUGCUGACGGAGAAGGAAGUGGCCAUGAUCUUCGUCAACUGGAAAGAGCUCAUCAUGUGCAACAUCAAACUCCUCAAGGCUCUCAGGGUGAGGAAGAAGAUGUCUGGAGAUCGGAUGCCUGUGAAGAUGAUCGGCGACAUCCUGACCAACCAGCUGCCCCACAUGCAGCCGUACAUCAGGUUCUGCUCGUGUCAGCUGAACGGGGCCACGCUGAUCCAGCAGAAAACAGAUGACAAUCCUGAGAUCAAAGACUUCCUCAAGAGGUUAGCCAUGGAUCCCAGGUGCAAAGGAAUGCCUCUGUCCAGUUUCCUCCUCAAACCGAUGCAGAGAGUCACACGCUACCCUCUCAUCAUCAAAAAUAUCCUAGAAAACACUCCAGAGUCUCACCCAGACCACAGCCAUCUGAAAGCUGCGCUGGAGAAAGCCGAGGAGCUCUGCUCACAGGUGAACGAAGGCGUCAGAGAGAAGGAGAACUCUGACCGGCUGGAGUGGAUCCAGGCUCAUGUUCAGUGUGAGGGGCUCUCAGAGCAACUGGUGUUUAACUCGGUCACCAACUGUCUGGGUCCCAGGAAGUUCCUCCACAGCGGCAAGCUGUUCAAAGCGAAGAGCAGCAAGGAGCUCUACGGCUUCCUGUUCAAUGACUUCCUCCUGCUCACUCAGGUCACCAAACCUCUGGGCUCCUCAGGUUCAGACAAAGUCUUCUCCUCCAAAACCCACCUGCUGUAUCGCAUGUACAAAACGCCGAUCUUUCUGAACGAAGUGUUAGUAAAGCUGCCAACGGAUCCUUCAGGAGACGAGCCUUUGUUCCACAUCUCUCACAUAGACAGAGUUUACACCCUCAGGGCCGAAAGCAUCAAUGAAAGGACGGCCUGGGUUCAGAAGAUUAAGGCUGCUUCCGAGCUCUUCAUAGAAACGGAGAAGAAGAAGAGGGAGAAGGCAUAUUUAGUCCGUUCUCAGAGGGCCACGGGGAUCGGCAGACUCAUGGUCAACAUCGUGGAGGGGAUCGAGCUCAAACCCUGCCGCACCCAUGGGAAAAGCAACCCUUACUGUGAAGUCACCAUGGGUUCUCAGUGCCAUAUCACAAAAACAGUCCAGGACACCUUGAAUCCCAAGUGGAAUUCCAACUGUCAGUUUUUCAUUAAGGACCUUGAACAGGACGUCCUCUGCAUCACUGUGUUUGAACGAGACCAGUUCUCACCUGACGACUUCCUAGGCAGGACUGAGAUCCGAUUGGCUGAAAUUAAAAAGGACCAGGGAUCCAAGGGACCAAUCACCAAGAGGCUGCUGCUACACGAAGUUCCCACAGGAGAGAUCGUGGUUAGACUGGACCUCCAGCUGUUUGAAGAACCAUGAAACGCACCAAGGGUUGGACCAGAAGGGACUGGACUAAGCGCUGACCUGGGGGAAAUGAACUGGGAACUGCAGCCGGACUGGAAUGGACUGGACCAGAACCCAGGAACAGGCUGAGGUUACUCAUUAUGCAGUUAAAGCUUAGGGAGGCUAAUGUGCUAACAUAACUAAAUAUCACCAUUAUCACCUUUUUUUAUUAUUUGGAAGACGGUAGCAAUAAAUGGGAGUAUAUGAGGUUUAACGAGGUAGAUUUAAAAAAGAUAAAGAUUUUCUUUAACGGUUAGGGUCCUUAAGUUCCAUUACAUUCACUGCAAAUAUUUAGGAUGAAUAUAAAGUAUAGAUUUAAUAAAAAGCAGCCAGAGAGGAUUAGAUGUUCUCUAUUUACUGCUAACAAACGCAGACCUGAGCUCCACUCACAUCUAAUCAGUCCUUUCCCUGCUUCAAGAUUUUAAAGAAA
Molecule: messenger RNA, 5909 nt
Organism: Cyprinodon variegatus (sheepshead minnow)
Lineage: Eukaryota; Metazoa; Chordata; Actinopteri; Cyprinodontiformes; Cyprinodontidae
Gene: itsn1
Product: intersectin 1
Exons: 46
Coding region: 191-5455 (1754 amino acids)
Biological process (GO): endosomal transport; intracellular signal transduction; positive regulation of Rho protein signal transduction
Cellular component (GO): presynaptic membrane; cytoplasm; plasma membrane
Molecular function (GO): protein binding; calcium ion binding; molecular adaptor activity
Source: RefSeq, a predicted model, not a curated record